Messenger RNA from Leopardus geoffroyi (Geoffroy's cat), 3665 nucleotides. RefSeq names its product zinc finger protein 620 (gene ZNF620). Lineage: Eukaryota; Metazoa; Chordata; Mammalia; Carnivora; Felidae. Bases 796 to 1950 code for a protein of 384 amino acids. Gene Ontology annotation, molecular function: DNA-binding transcription factor activity, RNA polymerase II-specific; RNA polymerase II cis-regulatory region sequence-specific DNA binding. The record is from RefSeq and is a predicted model, not a curated record. Gene Ontology annotation, biological process: regulation of transcription by RNA polymerase II. The transcript has 5 exons.
CUACCGCGAGGGGGCGCUGCUGGACCCGAGCCUGGAGCCGGUAACUCUGGCUCGACGUUUCCCGGAGUAGAGACCGUGGCGGUUGCCGCCGGGCUGGGGAACCACGGAGACCGGGAAGUUUGCAGCUUCCUAGAGAGGAGGGGAAACGGCCCUACGCGCUUCCGGCGGCGCGGGUCCUAAGCUUUCCCGGGAACCCUGGCCGACCGCCUUCUCGCGCGUUCCCUGCGUCCGGGGCGCGCGGCGUCAGCGGUCGCCUGGGCUCCGCGUCCCGGGAACGGGCUAACGGGGUCGCAUCCCCGCGGAGUUCUUCAAUGCUCGGUUCUCCGAUCCCUGUGCCUCUGUGGUGAGGGGGGUUCCAGGACGCAGGGAGCCCCCGGCGGACAGACGGCGUUUGCGGGGUGCCCGGCAGCAGCUGUCCUGCCCGUCCUUUAUUUUCUCUUCUGUCUCACCUCGAACCCCGAGGGCGUGUGAAACGGGGACCCCAGCCAUGCUCCAGAUCACGUGGCACCAGUGAGAUUCGGGAGGGAGUGAAGUGCUAUGGGCUGUGUUUAUACCGCUGUCCCCUGUGCACGGACACGCAAAACCCCUGGAAGGGAACCGCAGGGGCCGACAGGCACGUAGACCCUGGCCCUGGCCCGGCAGAGUCAGCACAGAGGCUCCUCGGCCCUCACACAGGGCUUCAGCAGGAACCUGCUGUCUCAGGAGCCAGUGACCUUUGAGGACGUGGCCGUGUACUUCACGCAGAACGAGUGGGUCAUCCUGGACCCUUCACAGAGGGCUCUGUACCGGGAGGUGAUGCUGGAGAAUUAUGCAAAUGUGGCUUCCCUGGCUUUUCUAUUCACCAGACCUGUUCUGGUCUCCCAGCUAGAGCGAGGGGAAUUGCCAUGGGGCCCGGAACCCUGGGAACCUGCGGGCAGGGAAGUCCUCGGAGGCAUCUGUCCAGAGCUCUGUAGCUCUGAGACCAGAGCUGAGAAGGAAGAGUCGAGCCCAAAGGAACACAUUCCCGAAGAAACGGAGUCCCACAGACUGACGUUAGGAGGGCUACCAGGGAACGUUCCCCAGCACCUGGACUUGGGGAGCAGCCUAGAGCAGCAGCCUGGUCACUGCAUAGCCAAGAAGACAAAGUCCACGAGGAGAGCUUUCACAGAUGGGCCAACCAGCUGUCGCGAGGCCUACGCCGUGGAGAGUGGGGAGAAGUGUGAGAAGUCUGGGGAAAACGUUAGUGUCAGCACACGAGUCUCUACAGAUCAGACUGUUCCCGGUGGUCAGGUAUCAUACGAAUGUAGAAGAUGUGGCAGAUAUUUCAGUCGAGUGGCGGAUUUUCAGGGAUGUCACGCUGACGAAAGGUCUUUUAAAUGCAAAGAAUGUGGGAAAGCCUUCAGAUAUAACUCAUUACUUAUUCGGCAUCAGGUAAUUCACACUGGAAAGAAACCAUUUAAAUGUAAAGAAUGUGGGAAGGGCUUAAGUUCGGACACGGCCUUGAUUCAGCAUCAGAGAAUCCACACUGGAGAAAAGCCCUAUGAAUGUAAGGAGUGCGGCAAGGCCUUCAUCAGCAGCUCCGUCUUCCUCCAGCACCAGAGGUUCCACACGGGGGAGAAGCUCUAUGAAUGUCAUGAAUGUUGGAAGACUUUCAGUUGUAGCUCAAGCUUUAUCGUCCACCAGCGAGUGCACACCGGGGAGAGACACUACGAAUGUAAAGAGUGUGGGAAACGAUUGAGUUCCCCCACAGCCUUGACUCAGCAUCAGCGCAUUCACACCGGGGAGAAACCUUUCGAAUGUAAGGAGUGUGGGAAGGCCUUCAGUCAGAAAAUCACCCUGGUCCAGCAUGAGCGGGUUCACACUGGUGAGAAACCGUAUGAGUGUGAGGUGUGUGGGAAAACCUUCAGCUGGUGUGGGCGAUUCACCCUGCAUCGGAAACUACACACGCAGAAGGUACCCGUGCAAGAGUAGGGCUGUCCGCAGCUGUGGGCGCCGUGCCUCCUUGUUUCUCCCCACUCUCAUGCUCUUCGUCAGUACGCUCUUGACAGCGAGAAAAGAAACAAACCGCUAAGUCACGAGUGUAAGAGGACGUGUAACUGGCUGAUACCUUGCGGGGUUAGUGGUGUCACUGAGUGUCCCGCGAGAUGGAUGAGGGAGGUGUGGGAGGACCUCCAUCAGAGAACACCACUGUGAAUUAUCAAGAGUCCAGGCUUAAAGAGGAGACGGCAAAAAGUUUCUAGAGAAAACAAAAGACCGGGAAUGUGAAUGCAUUGGAUUUCAUAACAGCAGUCUUGAAAGUUAGAGGACCACGGUGUAGGCCUUCAAAAUUCAAGGGGAAAAUAACUUCCACCCAGAAUUGAGUAUCCCCAAGUGUGAGUUUGGUAUAAGAUAUUUCAGACCUUUUAGAUUUGGAACGUUUAUUUCCCAUGCAUCCCUUCUCAGGUGUGCGACAGCAAACAAGGGGUCACUCAGAAAAGAAAUGGACACCCUGUCCGUGUCUUUAUAUUAGGAGUCCCCUAAACUCAGAAACAGAGGGCCCUUGUCCCUGUGGAACCAUGUGCACGGUGGAGGACAUUCCUAGUAGGGUGCACGUUUUCAGAGACCUACCUCGGGUGCAGGCCCACCCACACUGCUUAACUCGUCAGUUACUUCUCACUACUCAGUUGCAGCCCGUGCCUUUGCAAAAGUUGGGGUGUAUGUACCCUUUGAGUCAGAUGCAAGGCCCUAUUUAUCAUAAACUCAUCUAUCUCACUGCUGUUCUGUAUCAUGGAAAAAGUGACCAUUGUUUUGUGUUACGUGUGGAAACGAGGUGAGGUGUCCACGUGUUCUGUGGUAGCAUCCCUCUUUUGCAAGCCGCUUGACUUUACCCAAUGCAGGAAGCAGAGUAGUGGGUAACAACACCGAGACGGGCCGGCUUUGUUCGGAGUCUUGGUGAAGUUACAGACCCAACUAGUUUCCUUAGUGAAAUCUGCUGACAGUCUACCUCAGAGGUUUGUGUUGAGGAUUCACUGCAUUAAUACGUGUCGGAGUGCUUUGAACAAGGACUCGAACGUAAUGAACAAAAGUGUUAUUUAUUAUCAUGAUAUCAUUGCUGAGCUUUGCCGUCCGUGUGCACCAGUGAAGCCGUCACCAUAGUCAGGAUAAUAAACAGCCAUAACCCCCCAAACAUGGCUGAUGCCCCUCUCCUAGCUUCCACAGCAGUUGCUGAUCCGCUGUCACUUUGGAUGAGUUUUGCUUCUCUAGGAUUUUAUAUAAACAACAUAUUGUAUGUACUCUUACUUUUGGCCUGGUGUCUUUCACUCAGCAUAAUUAUUUUGAGAGUCACCCAUGUUGCAUAUGCGUUGUAUCAGUGGUUAUUUUCUUUCUUUCCUUCCUUUUUCUUUUUCUUUCUUUCUUUCUUUCUUUCUUUCUUUCUUUCUUUCUUUCUUUCUUUCUUUCUUUCUUUCUUUCCGUCUCUCUUUCCCUCUCUCUUUCCCUCUUUAUCUCUCCCCCUCUCCCUCCCUCCCCCUUCCUUCCUUCCUUCCUUCCUUCCUUCCUUCCUUCCUUCCUUCCUUCCUUCCUUCCUUCUUGGCAGUAUUACACUAUAGAUAUACAAAAAUUUGUCCAUUUAUCUCUUGAUGACCAUUUGGGCUGUUUCCAGUUUUGGGUUAUUAUAAAUAAAGCUGCUAUGAACAUUUGUGUUUUAA